AUGAUUAAUAGUUCAUCAAUAAUAUCAUCAUCAUCAGAUAAUAUUCUUAUUGAACUUGUUACAGAAUUAUAUGAACGUACUAAACAAUCAUCAACAUUACCAUAUGAAGCUUUACUUUUAUUACGUCCAUUACCAUUAUUACUUGCACAUAUUGGUUUAUCGGAUCGUUUAAUGAAAAAAAUGUUUUUAGAAUUUGCUACAUCAACACAACACUUAUAUCCUCAAAAUCGUCUGUAUUCUACUACUACAAUUUCAUUAGAGGACGCCACAUAUGAAAUAGAUCUAUUGUUUUCUAAGUUGGUUUUAACUCUUGCUGGAUAUUGCUCGAAAGAAUUACAAGAAGAAUGUAAAAAAACCUUGGAUAUAAAACCAAUCACAGCUUCAUCAACAAUUUUGGAACAAAUUCGUGCUGUAACGGAUGUUGUGGAUAAUUGGAAAACAAAAAGUCAUAUAUCUGGAGAUAUUAUACCAAAAUAUGAUAUUGAAAAAUUCAACAACAUUUAUAACAACAUCCAAGAUAGUCUUGCCAAAAUCACUGAUACAAAUGAAGUAAAUAUUGGAGAAUUAAAAACUAAACUUAAAACAUUAUUUGAAAAUUUAACGGAUCUUGUAUUUGGACAAUCAAAACAAAUCAUUGAACUUGAAAGUCGAAUAGCUGCUUUAGAAGAAACAAAAACAAUAAAUGAAAAUCGAAUGAUAAAGCUUGAGAAAAAAUUUAAAAUGAUGGAAAAAAACAAAGUCAUUGCUGAUUUACUUGAUCCUUUUGUGAAAGAGAUGUACGAUUAUAUUAAUUCAUUACCAGGUCAACCACGUCAUUAUGAUGAUUCGUCUAUUUUUCGUGCAUUUCAAGCAAUAUUCAAAAAUAAUCAAACAGUUGAAAAUGAAUAUAAAGAACAUUUUGAUAAAAAUAUAAAUGAAGAAUAA
Messenger RNA from Rotaria sp. Silwood1, 924 nucleotides. The record is from the annotation of a GenBank genome assembly. NCBI's taxonomy places the organism in Eukaryota, Metazoa, Rotifera, Eurotatoria, Philodinida, Philodinidae.